Messenger RNA from Protopolystoma xenopodis, 711 nucleotides. NCBI's taxonomy places the organism in Eukaryota, Metazoa, Platyhelminthes, Monogenea, Polystomatidea, Polystomatidae. The record is from the annotation of a GenBank genome assembly.
AUGCCACAUGAUCGUGAUCGCGUUUUAUUUUGGUCCCCGAACCAUUAUGAUCGCUUUGUUGUUAUCUGGAAGAAUGACCUGUUUUUGUUUUUGAUUAAUGAGCUAACAUCUGAGCAGUUUCAUAACGUCACUCACCCACCACGCUCUUCUGUUUACUUGGUGUGGAAUCCUUGGAAGAGUAAUCUGCUGGCUCAAGGUCUUGAAAAAGGUCGUCAUGGCAGGGAGCCCUCGAUAUUGAUCUGGGAUGUCACUGUUGAUGUGGUUAAUGAGUCUUUGUCUUAUAACCAACCUUCUGGGUAUGCAUCUUCGGCGGCAGGUUCGAUUCACAUGUCUUCAAACUCCACUUACAUAGCCCUACGUGAAUCGGAAGAAUUAGUGUGCAACAAACCAUUAAGUGAUUUCGCUAUAAAUGAGUCUACUGCUUCCUUCGUCUGGUUAUCAAAGAGCUCUUUCAUAACUGGAGUGAUGGGCAAAUAUCUUAAGAUUUUUGAACUAGCAGACUCACAAAAACCCUGCAAAACCGUAUCCACAAAGGCCGUUUAUGGCUUGUGUGCUGAUUCACUUUUCCCUCGUCGUGUAGCCUCGUUUAACGAAGUUUGCUUUAUUUUUAUAUGUACCGCAAAUUUUUCACUAUGUCUUUACUUAUUUUCUAAAAUGAAUUUCAGAGACAAGUUGUCAUAUGGAAUUGUGGAAAUCUCGACAAGCCUGUAG